AUGGGCAAGAUUGUCCCCAAAGGAAAGCUCAGACUUUUCUCUCUCAUCCCUGUGGUAUGUCUCAAUCUACUUUUCCCUCUCAAUCUACACACCAUGCACCUUCAAGGCUUAACUGCUUUCUUCAUAGCUUGGCUCGCCAACUUCAAACUCCUGCUCUUUGCCUUUGGCAAGGGUCCGUUAUCUGACCCAUUUCUCUCUCCUCCCCUUUUUAUAGCACUUGCUUGUCUCCCCAUCAAAAUCAAUGAAACCCCUUCUCCAAAGCCCCUAAAAGACCAUAAUAAAGAAAACCAAUCUCCCAAAACCUCCCAAAAUGACCAUAGUGAACAAAACCCAUCUCCCAAACCCUCCCAAAAAGGCCUAAAAUCAAUUUGGAAUUAUGCUAUAAAGUUUCUAUGUAUAGCUAUUUUGCUCCGUUUGUAUGGUUAUAGUGAGCAUUUACAUCCAAAGCUCUUGUGGUGUGUCUAUAGUCUCCAUAUAUACUUAGGUUUGGAAAUUUUACUAGCCCUAGUGGCAGCCCUGGCUCGAGCCCUGUUGGGCAUGGAGCUUGAGCCACAGUUCAAUGAACCCUACCUCUCAACCUCUCUCCAAGACUUCUGGGGUCGAAGAUGGAACAUAAUGGUGACCCGAAUUCUACGCCCGACUGUUUACGAACCUGUGCUCCAUACUUCAUCUCGGGUCAUAGGCCGAAAAUGGGCUCCACUUCCUGCCAUUUUCAGCACAUUUAUGGUGUCCGCCAUAAUGCACGAGCUUAUAUUUUAUUACUUGGGUCGUACUCGGCCCACAUGGGAAAUGACGGGGUUCUUUUUGCUCCAAGGUGUCUCAUUGAUGGUUGAGGUUGCAAUCAAGAAGGCAUUUUCCUGCCAGUGGCGGUUGCCUUGGAUCAUCACGACGCCGUUAACUAUCGGAUUCGUGAUGGUUACCGCGUUUUGGCUGUUUUUUCCUCCGUUUUUGAGGUGCAAGUCUAUGGAUAGAGGAUUUGCAGAGUACGCAGCAAUGGGUUCAUUUGUGAAAGAUGUUUGCACGGCUUUAACGUUCAAGUCUCUCAACAAUGUAACAACAGUUUAGGAUUUAUGGUUACACUCCAUAUCACCUAUUGUAAUACUUGCGGAGAACUCGUGUGAUUUGGAGGAAAAAAUAAGAAAUAGGUAUUUUCAAUAGAGA
This is a messenger RNA of Ilex paraguariensis (yerba mate), 1161 nucleotides long. Lineage: Eukaryota; Viridiplantae; Streptophyta; Magnoliopsida; Aquifoliales; Aquifoliaceae. The record is from the annotation of a GenBank genome assembly.